UUAUGUCUGUGAUUGUUAGCUUAGCAAGUAGGUUACCAAUCAAUUGUAUUUUGAAAUGUGUAGAAGAGACUAUUGUUUGUUACUCUGUAUUGUAACUUCAAAGAAUGCCCAUUGUUUUGACUUACCUAUAGAAAAAUCAAUUCUAAAGUCUUCUAGGGGAUCCCGUCACAUGGAAAUGUGACAAAUGCCCCUCAGCACUCUAUAGGCCUCUAUACCAUGUUGCUGGGUCAGGGGUUUAAACAAUGGAAGUCACAGAUUCUUUGGGUUUGGUCAGGUAUAAAAGUAACGGUUAAAACAGGACCACCAUCAGUUCACCAGCAACACAGUUCUCUGAAGAACUUACACAGCCACCAUGACCAUGGGCAAGAUCAUCUUCUACGAGGACAGGAACUUCCAGGGUCGUUCCUAUGAGUGCAUGAGCGACUGCUCUGACAUGUCCUCCUACCUGAACAGGUGCCACUCCUGCAGGGUGGAGAGCGGCUGCUUCAUGGUCUACGACCGUCCCAACUACAUGGGAAACCAGUAUUUCAUGAGGAGGGGCGAGUACGCUGACUACAUGAGCAUGAUGGGAAUGAGAGACUGCAUCAGGUCUUGCCGUAUGAUCCCCAUGCACAGAGGCCAGUACAGGAUGAGAAUCUACGAGAGGGAGAACUUUGGUGGUCAGAUGCAUGAGCUGAUGGAGGACUGCGACAACAUCAUGGACCGCUACCGUAUGUCUGACUGCAUGUCCUGCAACGUGAUGGACGGCCACUGGCUGAUGUACGAGCAGCCCCACUACAGAGGCAGGAUGAUGUACCUGAGGCCCGGAGAGUACAGGAGCUUCAGGGAGAUGGGCAUGAGUGGCAGCAGGUUCAUGAGCAUGAGGCGUAUCACUGACAUGUAA
Molecule: messenger RNA, 883 nt
Organism: Acanthopagrus latus (yellowfin seabream)
Lineage: Eukaryota; Metazoa; Chordata; Actinopteri; Spariformes; Sparidae
Product: gamma-crystallin M3-like
Exons: 3
Coding region: 353-883 (176 amino acids)
Biological process (GO): lens development in camera-type eye; visual perception
Molecular function (GO): structural constituent of eye lens
Source: RefSeq, a predicted model, not a curated record